UCAACAACGGAGAGACGAGAAACUUGAAAACUGGUGCCAGGCUUGCUUUACUUUCGUUGACAGGCUGCUGUCAAGAGCUGUACUGGAGCUGAAAAUGGUGUGGCUGCUGUUAUCUUUGGGACUGCUUGCACCAGAACUGGCCCAAGGCUGGCUAUUCAGCAGAAAACGUCUGGACCCUGAAGUUAACAUGAAUAUUAGUGAGAUCAUCGGGCACUGGGGUUAUCCAGCUGAAGAGUUUGAGGUGGUCACUGAUGAUGGCUACAUCCUCAGCAUCAACAGAAUCCCACAUGGAGUCAAUAACACAGCUUUGCAAGAUCCUAAGCCUGUGGUGUUCCUCCAGCAUGGUCUUCUGGCUGCAGGGAGUAACUGGGUUUCCAAUCUCCCCAGCAACAGCCUUGGCUUCCUCCUGGCUGACACAGGGUUUGACGUGUGGCUGGGUAACAGCCGAGGAAACACUUGGUCAAGAAAACAUGUCAGCCUCAGCCCUAAACAAAAUCAAUACUGGAAGUUUAGCCGUGAUGAAAUGGCUAAGAAGGACCUUCCAGCAGUGAUAAACUUCAUCACAAAAACCACAAAGCAGGAUAAGAUCUUCUAUGUUGGCCAUUCUCAGGGUACCACUAUAGCUUUCAUGGCAUUUUCCACAAUGCCAGAGCUGGCUAGCAAAAUCAAGAUGUUUUUCGCUCUGGCCCCUGUAGCCACUGUAGCCUUCACAAGCAGUCCAAUUACCAAACUAAGCAUCCUUCCAGAACCAUUGAUUUGGAAUCUCUUUGGACAGAAAAGCUUUUUUCCUCAAAAUAAACUCCUCAAAUUUUUUGCAACAAAAUUCUGCAGCAAGAAACUGGUUAAUGUGUUGUGUCGAAACAUAAUGUUCCGCCUGUUUAACUUUGACAAGAAGAACCUAAACAUGACGAGAAUACCUAUGUACAUCACACACACUCCAGCUGGAACAUCUGUGCAGAACAUGGUGCACUGGACUCAGGCUUUGAAAAGUGGGAAACUACUGGCAUACAACUACGGAGCACUUGGAAAUUUGGUUCAUUACAAGCAGUUUACCCCUCCUCAGUACAAUGUGAAGGACAUGAAGGUGCCCACAGUGCUGUGGUCAGGAGGGCAAGACGUCCUGGCAAAUCCAAGAGAUAUUGCAAUGCUGCUCACACAGAUUCCUAACCUGGUGCACCAUCACCGCAUCGAGCACUGGGGACACCUGGACUUCAUCUGGGGUCUGGAUGCUCCACACAUGAUGUAUAAUGAACUGAUCAAGCUGAUGAGGAAGGAUGUGUGAUCAUUUCCUUUUCACUCUCUGUAAUUGUGCUAAAAACUUGCUGCUUUUAAACUAUAAAACAACCACCAGCAUAUAAGUUUGCAUUCCAUUAUGCGGGCACCAGAAAAUAAAAUCAAAGGGCCAUGUAGCAAUUUUGCUGUACUUGAAUACAACAUGACUACACGGCCCAUCAGUGAGCUCAUCAAAGUUGCCUUUUUUGAAAGGAUCGGUUAAAUUACUUUGUAAUCAGUGGACCUACAAAGCAAAAAUUGAUGCAACAUUUUUUUUACAAUCCUGUUGUUUCCAAAAAAGUUGUGCAAAAUGAAAAUAGAAUCAGAAAGCAAUAACGUGCAUUUAAACACUAUGUUUAUUUGAAAAUAGUGCAAGGAUACCAAAUGUUGAA
Messenger RNA from Pygocentrus nattereri (red-bellied piranha), 1664 nucleotides. Its product is annotated as lysosomal acid lipase/cholesteryl ester hydrolase-like. The transcript is spliced from 11 exons. Gene Ontology annotation, molecular function: hydrolase activity, acting on ester bonds. Bases 95 to 1282 code for a protein of 395 amino acids. Lineage: Eukaryota; Metazoa; Chordata; Actinopteri; Characiformes; Serrasalmidae. The record is from RefSeq and is a predicted model, not a curated record.